GAUAUUUCUGGGAUGACAUGAAACGACCAUUUAAACAAAUUGUGUUGGAUUUACAGAAGGAAUUACUGAAAUACAAGCAAGAAGCGCGAAACUUACAAGGAAUAAAGGAUGCAUUGCAGCAGAGGUUAGCUCAGCAGGACGCUUCAGUUCUUCAGCUAAAGCAGGAGCUGCUGAGAGCAAAUAUGGACAAGGAGGAAUUGCACAACCUGAAUGUUGAUCUGCAGAGGAAGGUUGAAGAGCGGAACAGACUUCUGGGAGAAUACAAAAAGGAGCUGGGCCAGAAGGAUCGGCACGUACAGCAGCACCAGGCCAAGCUAGACGAAAUGCUCCGUCAGCUCUCCGAGGCCAGCUACCAGCAGGCAAAUUUGGAGCGGGAGCUGGAGCACAAGGAGGCCCUGCUGGCUCAGUGCAUGAAGAGAGAGACAGAAGAGGUGAUGGGCUACAGCAAUCACAGCACUCAGAGCAAUGGCUUCCUCCAGACAGCAGGAAAAGGAGCUGCUCCCACAGCCCACAGGGUGACGAACGACCUGCAGUUGGUGCGUGAUGCCCUCCGCAGCUUGCGGAACAGUUUCAGCGGCCACGACCCGCAGCACCACACCAUCGACAGCCUGGAACAAGGCAUCUCCAGCCUGGUGGAGAGAUUGCACCGCAUGGAGACACAGAAGAGGCAAGAGAGAAGGGCUCAAGGGAAGUCGCCCGCAAGCCGAGCAGCGAAUGAGUAUCGAGACUCCUGGCCUCCCAACUCCAAAUUGCCUCAUUCUCACAGCAUACCCACUGUGAGCAGCAGCGCCUACACCAAAGUGCUCUACUUCACGGACCGCUCACUCACACCUUUCAUGGUCAAUAUACCAAAGAGGUUAGGUGAGGUGACGCUGAAGGACUUCAAGGCAGCUAUCGAUCGGGAAGGAACCCACCGGUACCAUUUCAAAGCCCUGGAUCCAGAAUUUGGCACAGUCAAGGAGGAGGUCCUCCAUGAUGAUGACAUCAUUCCUGGUUGGGAGGGGAAAAUUGUAGCCUGGAUAGAAGAGGAUCAUGGGGAAAAUUAAUCAGACUCUUGGGUGUUAUUAUUGUGGGGACCCGUAACUGGCUGGAAUGCUCGGAGAUAAUGACCAAAAAGAGUGUGAGCUGGGACAUGUCCAAUUCAAGCUGCCAAAAGAGAGGACUUCUCUGCAACCAAUGGGUAAAACACUUUUGUGUGUGCGAGGAUGCCUGGCAUUUAACUUUCCAUGGCCAAAUGCAGACAGUGUUGUGAGACUGAAAUUGCAGAUUGGUGGGAAAGAAUCAUCUUGCUUUGUCCUGUCAACAAAACCCUGGAGGCCUUAUUGAUGUGUUUCUCCAUUCUCCUGGUUCCCCCACCCCCUGGAAUGCCUGCUGCUGUUUGUAGACUGCACAUUUCAACUCUGAUUUGACACAUUCAGUAUUAUAUGAACCUGCAACCAUAAGUUCUGCCCUCAUGGACCAGAAGAUGCUGCUAGAUUCUUCUUUUACCAGAAGAUGUGACCAACCAAAAUCCAUGCCCAGAUGAUUUGUGCUGAAGAGGCAGAGCUCCCUCCCGUGAACUUUGCAAGCUCUUGAUACAAAGAGCACCAGGAACUUGACAGUGAAAGAAGCUUGUGGAUUGUGCUAGGCACUACCAUAGCAAAGACCACCAGGUUGGCAACGUUGUCUUUCUUCCCAAGUGCAGGCUUCCAUUUCCUCGACUUGCUUCUGCUGUUUGCCCUCCAACUUGCAAUCAGGUCUGAGCUCUGUUGCCCUGGGAAGUUGGAACUCUUUGGUAACCAGGUGCUUACUUAACUGCCAAUGGAUUUUUGUUUUGGGGAAGGGAGCAGGAACCUUCCUAGCUUCCCCACAGGGGUGAUAAGGUACUUUUGCUUCUCCUUUUGCCAGUCCUUUCUCUACAGCCAUUACCAUCCCUGCCCUUUCCAUACAUCCAGUAAGGCCAACCGAAAAUCUAAUCUACUCUCCCAGGAAACAAGCAGGGAUGUUUCUUCAGGGAUGAAGUGACAGAGUCUGUUCGAUUGGUGUAUCUGUAUUCCUUCUUCUCACUUUCUCUGUGCAGGCAUCACCAUGUACUUGAUCUUCACUGAUUGACAAGGCCGUUAAGCAAAUAACCAAACUUCUAGGAUAGAUAUUGUGAGCAGCAGUACCCCAAUUCCCAGCAUGCUUUCGUCUCUGGCACCUAAUGGAGUAGGAAAUGGUCAGCUGGGAGAGCAUGUGCUAUGAGAUCCAUUAGGGUGUGUCUGCACUGCAAUAAAACAUCCAUGGUUGGCCCAUGUCAGCUGAGUCCAGCUCAUGAGGCUAUAAAUUUUCAGGAUAGAUGUUCAAGUUGGGCUGGAGCUUUGGGACCCUGCAAAGCAAGAGGGUCCUAGAAUCUAGGCACCAGCUCUAGCCCAAACAUCUACACUGCAAUUUUAUAGCCCUGCAACCUGAGCUCAAGUCAGCUGAUACAAGCCAACCAUGUGGUUUUUUCUUGCAGUAUAGACAUACACUUAGGGACCCAGGUUAUCUCACUGCAGUGCCAGGCCCUGCUCUCAUUGUCAGGCAGCCUGACUUCUGCAAAGCUGGCCACAGUCUGCAGCAGAUAGGCACUGUUGAUUGAAAAGGUCAAACAGCCUCUGUCUGUUCAUCUUUGAACAUGCCCCAUCAUUGAACUGCCUGCUUGUCUGAGUUGUGCGGGUGAGGCUGGGAGAACUUGGUUUUAUUAUUUUAUAUUAAUGUGACCUUUUGUAAACUUGUUCCUGUUUUUUGGAAUUAUUUUGUACCGGUUUACAUCAUUGUCUGAGGUGUAUAUUUUUAUACCAGUGCAAGUGCUUUCUGUAUAUUUCCACAAUACUGUGCUGUAGUUUACUCAUUUUCUAGAGAAUGUCAAUAUGUUUUAUACAGUCUCCUGUUAACACCACGCAAAGUGGGGUCCAUGGCUAGCUUUAUUUCACUACAAAGUACAACUAGUUCCUACUGUUUUUAUAUUUUGCCAGCUGUUUCUCAUAUAGACAGGAAUUACGUGUAGUUGUCUUAUCACUCCCACUAUUGCAGGAAGAGCUCAAAUACCUUUCUGACCCCAUUCCUGCACUGGUAGAACACGUGUUGGCUGUUAAGCCAUUAUUGAUCAGUUCUAUUUCAUCGGCUGAUUUACACACACUCUUUCUCAUCAUAAACAGCCAUCGAAACGUCAGCAUUUGGGAAAGUUCUUCAAUGGGAGAAAAGCAGUAUCAGUACUGAAAAGAAACAGAAGUUUUCUUCCUCCCUGGAAAUCACUGGUUUCUCUGUUGCAUGUGUUUUAGUGCAUUGCUAUAAGACAGCAUGGGGUUAUCAUACUAAAAUGCAUUAUUGUAUUUGAGUUGCAAUUUAUCUUGAAUGUCUUUUAAUUAAAGUUUUACUAGUCUGCUUAAUUUCAGUCAGAGUUGUGCGCUUUAGGUAGGACUUAUCCAUUUUAUGGAAACAAUUAAAACAGUAAUUUUUCAAAGGCCUCCAUGUAUCCAUCCUGUAUCCCUCUCUGCUUUUAAGAGAUGAGCAGUGUUUAAGAGUUGUCUUUGGUGACUCAAUGGCUGAGGUAAUUGCUAAUGCGAUAGAACUUCUCACCUCUAGGUCAUAGGUUUCAGUCCAGUCUCACUCAGUAGUGAUCCUGGUCACCACCUCAGCAAUGGCUGGUUGAUGGCCUAGGUGGAAUGAGUUGGGGAUCUGUCCUGUUCCUAGUGGUUCCCCAUCCCCAUACCCACUGUCACCACUGAAAUGCCUGUUGGCAAUCUCAGCAGAGGGACCAAGGACUGAAUCGGCCCUGGAGCCACUUACUGUCUUGUGUUCCCUUCAGGGCUGGAGCGAAGUACAUUUGGAGGCACAGAGAAGGAAACUUGCAUUGCCACUGCCCAUGCUUAUUCUGGGGAUAAAGAUUUCCUUCUGUAGCACUAUCAGCCAAGCACCCUUCAUCAGUGCUAAAACCACAUACAAACUAGAACAGAAACCUUGUUCCCUCUGUGAUAAUUACUGUUCUGAGUUCAGUGGCACCUUAUAGACUAACAGACGUUUUGGAGCAUGAGCUUUCGUGGGUGAAUACCCACUUCCUCAGAUGCAUGUAAUGGAAAACAUAGACAUACAGGAUGGAUGCAUGUUCUGAGUUCAAAUCCUUGAAAAGUAUUGGCAGCACUCUGCCCUCGGACAUGCACAUCCAACGCCCACAGAAGUCACUGCGACUUGUGUGAAAGAACCUGAGGACUAAAAUUGAAGGCCAUGGCCACGCCUUGUUCUCCUCCCGGGAUUGCUCCCCUAGGCUCUAACACAUGCACAACUCAGGUUCAGCUUUGUUCCUGCAAUGACAUGGCAGUUUUCUCUUGGCUUCCUGUCAUUGUAUGAAUGAGCAGAAAGGAGUAUGGGUUAGGUCAGGGAAAGUUAUUCACAAAAUAAAAGGGGACAAGACAAUCCUGGAAAAGAGUAGGUACACCGGGGCCAGAUUCUCCUUUCAUUUAUACCAGUUUUACUCUAGUGUAUCACCAUUGGCUUAAAUGGAUUUACUCCUGAUUUAGAGCAGGGCAUAUGGGAUCAGAAUCCGGCCUUGGACUUGGUUUACAUGUUUUCCUUUGAUUCUAUACAUGUCUAUUUCUGCCCUAUUUUCUGCAAAGCUACUUUUUGGUUUCCUUAUAAUUGUAACUUGAUUAUUUAACACACAUGCUAUAUGUAAAGUUAUAUUUUCCUAGAAACUCUAAAGAUUGCAUUCAUCACUUUUUAAAAGGACAAUUACUUUCAAUCUGCAGGUCCUCCAACAGAGUGAGAAAUGAGGUUUGUGUGUACAUCUAAGAGCUGUAUAUAUCUGACUGGAUGUACUUUGGAUUUAUGGACUAAAAAUCAUUUAAAUAAACUGUUUUCAUUUCAUUUGCAAAUGGAAUCU
Molecule: messenger RNA, 4879 nt
Organism: Gopherus evgoodei (Goodes thornscrub tortoise)
Lineage: Eukaryota; Metazoa; Chordata; Testudines; Testudinidae
Product: dixin-like
Exons: 11
Coding region: 18-1046 (342 amino acids)
Biological process (GO): canonical Wnt signaling pathway
Cellular component (GO): cytosol
Source: RefSeq, a predicted model, not a curated record